Molecule: messenger RNA, 627 nt
Organism: Aspergillus oryzae RIB40
Lineage: Eukaryota; Fungi; Ascomycota; Eurotiomycetes; Eurotiales; Aspergillaceae
Product: fungal specific transcription factor domain-containing protein
Exons: 3
Coding region: 1-627 (208 amino acids)
Biological process (GO): DNA-templated transcription
Cellular component (GO): nucleus
Molecular function (GO): zinc ion binding; DNA binding
Source: RefSeq, a predicted model, not a curated record
AUGGGCCUACACCGUCCACAUUCUCCUGAGUCCUCCAUUCCCUUCUUUCUCUCGCAGACCCGCAAGAGGGUUUUUGCAGCAUCAUAUCGCACCGACAAGAAUCUUGCUACUUUCCUGGGAAGACCGCCUCGACUUCCCUACCAUUACUGCGACGUGGGACUACCCUUGGAUCUCGAUGACUAUAGUCUCGUCCUGGAUAACCUUUCCCUCGACAAGGCUGUCAGGCAACUGACAUCGGAUGGGUGGGGCACGUGCAACGGUGGUCUUCGCCCUGCAACAGUCAUCCGGCUGCGAUACAUGAUUGCGAGGUUGCGAGAGCAGGUGAUGGAACUGUCCUUGGGGCGGGACUCGGUUGGUUCUAGACAGAAUGAACUUCAGCCCGCACCUGUCCAUAGUAAGUCUGGUUAUCCAUCUGGAAUACCUCUAUACGGUGUUUCAAGUCGAGCGUAUUCGUUGCAUGAUCGAGUCGGGGAUAGUUCCCAUUUGAUCGGGAUGUCCUUGAAUGCCCACGAACAAGAUGAGACAAUACCGAACGUGGAUACUCUUGAAACCAGUGAGGACUUCUUAAACUGGCUGGACGAGUUGGGGUUGGACACCAGCGUGCCUGAGUUCUUUCGGUGGCAGUAG